This is a messenger RNA of Syzygium oleosum, 2766 nucleotides long. Its product is annotated as elongator complex protein 2. The transcript is spliced from 10 exons. Bases 140 to 2659 code for a protein of 839 amino acids. Gene Ontology annotation, biological process: tRNA wobble uridine modification. Gene Ontology annotation, cellular component: elongator holoenzyme complex. Gene Ontology annotation, molecular function: protein binding. The record is from RefSeq and is a predicted model, not a curated record. Lineage: Eukaryota; Viridiplantae; Streptophyta; Magnoliopsida; Myrtales; Myrtaceae.
UCUUCGUCUUCCUCUUCCUCGCCAAAACCCCUCCUCCCUCCUUUCUUGAGCUCGUCAAAAGGUUCGGAGGUUUUUGCAGCUCUGCGCUUCUUCGACUCCGACUCUUCUGUUUCCUCCCGCGUGCGCCGUAAUCGACGGAAUGUCCGGUCCAGCUCGUGAGGUCGGCGUGCGCCGGGCUUUCGUCGGGGCCGGAUGCAACCGGAUCGUGAACAACGUCUCGUGGGGCGCCUGCGGCCUGGUGGCGUUCGGCGCCCAGAACGCCGUCGCCGUCUUCUGUCCCGAGGCUGCUCAGAUUCUGACUACGCUCCCGGGUCACAAGGCGUCCGUGAACUGCACCUUCUGGCUUCCGAAUAGCAAAUUUGCAUUCAAAGCUAACCAUUUGGAGCAUCAUUAUCUGUUGUCUGGAGAUGCUGAUGGUGCCACAAUACUAUGGGAAUACUCUCUCCUUGACCGCAAGUGGACGCAUAUUAUGCAACUACCACAGUCGCACAAGAAGGGAGUCACAUGCAUUACCGGAGUCAUCAUUUCUCCAACUGAUGGUCUUGUUGCAUCAACUUCAUCAGAUGGUACUGUUAAUAUCUGGGAAGUGGCUUUCCCAUCCACCAGCGGAGGAAAAUGCAAUUUCACACUUCUGGAAUCCAUAUUUGUGGGUUUAAAACCAAUGGUAGCACUCUCAUUAGCAGAGUUGCCAGGAGAUGCUGGGAAGAUUGUCCUGGCCAUGGGAGGAUUGGACAAUAAAGUUCAUCUGUACUGCGGUGAGAGGUCAGGAAAGUUUGUUCAAACCUGUGAGCUGAAAGGCCAUACAGACUGGAUCCGAAGCUUGGACUUUUCAUUACCUAUAGUUACUGAUGGUGAACCAGAUAGUAUCUUACUUGUAAGUUCAUCCCAGGAUAAAGGCAUACGCAUAUGGAAGAUGACCGAUCGUAAUUCUCCUGCCAGUACAAAGGGCACAUACAAGAAAGAAGAAAUGAGCCUGGCUUCUUAUAUUGAAGGUCCUCUGCUUAUUUCUGGCUCGUGCUGUUAUCAGAUAUCUCUUGAAUCUCUUCUCAUUGGACAUGAGGAUUGGGUCUAUUCUGUGGGGUGGCAGCCACCUCUAGUCUCCUCUACAAUGGCGACCACGUAUCAUCAGCCCCUAAGUAUAUUGUCUGCAUCUAUGGACAAGACAAUGAUGAUUUGGAAACCUGAAAAGACUACCGGUAUCUGGAUGAAUGUGGUCUCAGUAGGGGAACUAAGUCACUGUGCUUUGGGUUUCUAUGGUGGCCAUUGGUCACCAGAUGGAGAUUCAAUCUUGGCACAUGGAUAUGGUGGAUCUUUUCAUCUUUGGAGAAAUGUUGGUUAUGGAUUUGACGAUUGGCAACCACAACGGAUUCCCUCUGGACACUUUGCAGCAGUGUCAGAUAUUUCAUGGGCAAGGUGUGGUGAAUAUAUUCUCUCUGUCAGUCAUGACCAGACAACACGAAUUUUUGCACCCUGGAAAAAUGAAGCUUCACUACAAAAGUUUGACCCUUGGCAUGAAAUUGCUCGACCUCAAGUUCACGGUCAUGAUAUUAAUUGUGUGGCCAUCAUUAAAGGAAAGGGCAACCAUCGCUUUGUCAGUGGAGCUGAUGAGAAGGUUUCAAGGGUGUUUGAAGCCCCUUUGUCUUUCCUUAAGACCCUGAAUCAUGCAUCUCUACAGGCCAUUAGUUUUGCUGAGGAAGAUCAACUGGGUACUCAGGUUUUGGGUGCUAAUAUGUCUGCCCUUGGACUGUCACAGAAACCCAUAUAUGUACAAGCUGCUAAUGGGACACCGGAAAGAAACAGUGGUGAUGGUUUCGACACCCUCGAAACCAUCCCGGAUGCAGUUCCGGUGGUUUUAACCGAACCCCCCGUUGAAGAGCAACUGGCUUGGCAUACAUUGUGGCCGGAGACGCACAAACUUUAUGGUCAUGGCAAUGAGCUUUUCUCCUUGUGCUGUGACCAUGAGGGAAAGCUUGUUGCUUCAUCCUGUAAGGCACAGUCAGCACCAGUGGCUGAAAUAUGGCUAUGGCAAGUGGGCUCCUGGAAGGCAGUAGGUCGCCUUCAUUCUCACAGCUUAACGGUGACGCAAAUGGAGUUCUCUCAUGAUAACAAAAUGCUAUUAGCUGUUUCAAGGGACAGACAAUUCUCUGUUUUCUCCAUUGAUAGAAGAGGCUCAGAUGAAGUCAGUUAUCAUCUGUUAGCAAGACAAGAGGCACACAAAAGAAUAAUAUGGACGUGUUCAUGGAACCCAUUUGGUCAUGAGUUUGCAACAGGUUCGCGGGACAAGACAGUCAAGAUCUGGGCUGUAGUGGCCGAAUCUACAGUCAAACAUGUCACAAGCUUACCGCAGUUUGGCAGCAGUGUCACUGCCUUAUCUUGGCUUGGUCUUGACCGUCUAAAAAAUGUGGGAUUGUUAGCAGUAGGAAUGGAAAAUGGACUGAUCGAGCUAUGGAAUCUAUCAGCCAAAAGAGGUGAAGUUACCGAAAUUCCUGUGGUAACUGUCUCUCUUGCUGUUAGGCUUGACCCGUUGAUGUGCCAUGUUUCUUCUGUGAACCGUUUGGCAUGGCGGGAUUCGGAGAAGAGUGCGGAUUGCAGGAGCAUGCAGCUAGCUUCGUGCGGAGCCGAUCAUUGCGUGAGGAUCUUUGAAGUAGAUGUAGAUUGAUGGUUAGUCGGUUUUGUAUCUGCACAAAUUUUGAAGCGAAAGUGUCCUAUACAUAUUUCUUUGGUUACUUUCUUAAUCAAAGUAUCCAACAGCAAAUUACGAGUGAA